GCCAGGACGGUUCCUAGCAUUCUUGAAAUCAUCCGUGCCUUCUGCCUGGGAAAAGAUGGUCAGCGUCUUGGAAGGAGUGCUUAUUGAAUGCAAUCCCGCCAUGAAGCAGUUCUUGCUGUACUUGGAUGAGUCCAAUGCCUUGGGGAAGAAGUUCAUCAUCCAGGACAUCGAUGACACACAUGUCUUUGUCAUCGCAGAGCUGGUUAAUGUCCUCCAGGAGCGAGUAGGGGAGCUGAUGGACCAGAAUGCCUGUUCUCUUACCCAGAAGUGAAAAUUCUAGAUGUUGAGCACUUGGGAAUUACAAGCACAGGCAUGAAAGAGAGGGCCCAUUCGGUGUCUCAUACGACGUUUUAGACUUUUUAUGAGCAUUUUGUGGGAAAGGCUGCAGGAGCAUCUAUUCAGAUGAAAGCUUCUAACUGAUUUUGUUGGACCAUUAAAAAUAAUCUUUUU
Molecule: messenger RNA, 450 nt
Organism: Meriones unguiculatus (Mongolian gerbil)
Lineage: Eukaryota; Metazoa; Chordata; Mammalia; Rodentia; Muridae
Product: general transcription factor IIH subunit 5-like
Exons: 1
Coding region: 56-271 (71 amino acids)
Biological process (GO): transcription by RNA polymerase II; nucleotide-excision repair, preincision complex assembly; nucleotide-excision repair
Cellular component (GO): transcription factor TFIIH core complex; transcription factor TFIIH holo complex
Source: RefSeq, a predicted model, not a curated record